Molecule: messenger RNA, 636 nt
Organism: Maudiozyma saulgeensis
Lineage: Eukaryota; Fungi; Ascomycota; Saccharomycetes; Saccharomycetales; Saccharomycetaceae
Source: the annotation of a GenBank genome assembly
AUGUCUCAACAAGUUGGUAACAGUAUAAGAAGAAAGUUGGUGAUAGUAGGUGAUGGUGCCUGUGGUAAAACAUGUCUAUUGAUUGUCUUUUCUAAGGGACAAUUCCCAGAAGUCUAUGUUCCAACUGUUUUUGAAAAUUAUGUAGCAGAUGUCGAAGUCGAUGGUCGUCGUGUAGAAUUAGCUCUAUGGGAUACUGCGGGUCAAGAAGAUUAUGAUAGAUUAAGACCUUUAUCAUAUCCUGAUUCUAAUGUUGUUUUAAUUUGUUUCUCUAUUGAUUUACCUGAUUCCUUGGAGAACGUUCAAGAAAAAUGGAUUGCUGAAGUAUUACAUUUCUGUCAAGGUGUUCCAAUUAUCUUAGUUGGUUGUAAAGUUGAUUUAAGAAAUGAUCCACAAACCAUGGAAGGACUAAGACAAGAAGGCCAACAACCUGUGACAGCUGCAGAUGGUCAAUCUGUUGCUGAUCAGAUUGGCGCUACAGGAUAUUAUGAAUGUUCUGCUAAGACUGGUUACGGUGUUAGAGAAGUCUUUGAAGCUGCAACAAGAGCAUCUUUGAUGGGUAAGUCAAAGAAUAAUGGUAAGACUAAGAAGAAUUCUAAUCCAGAUAAGAAGAAGAAGAAGAAAUGUGUUCUAUUAUAA